UCAAAGCAUAACAAUGUUGUUUAUGUUUGCAUCUAAACAUAACUCCUUAACAACUUUUCUUUAAUUUACAACCAAGCGGGGUUCUGCCUCUUCGCAAGUUUCCCUCGUUUCGUAUCCCCUUGGUUGUUUCAAUAGGUGUGCUAUAGCAUAUCUUGCGCCCAGUCGUAUACCGACAGAAAACUAAUAAGAAGAGGACUUUUCAGGUUUCAAUUUACACAUACGCCUCCUAAUUGCCAAGGAUAUUGACUGACAACGUUCUUUUUUUCAAAACUUUACCAAGGUAGCCUGAUAUUCAAAGGUUGAGUAAACUACUAAAACAGUUAAAGGACCAACUGCUUACAGUAACUCAGAGCGAAAUUUACAUUAAGGCUGCUUCUUAUGACAAAAAAGCUUCGUAGAAGAACUAAAAGAAGAUCAAAAAGCGGUCAUACGGAGGACAAUGUUGACAAACAAGAUGCCCAUCCAUUAAAGUCAUCGAAUGUAGACGAUCAAGCUCCUCCGACAACUCCUACAACCCGGUCUAAACGAUACAUUAAACGUCUUGUCUUUCUUCUUGGUACCGUAGUUGGUGUCACUUCAGCAUUCUUUAUAUUUUCGAACAGUGAUUCUAAGCUUUUGGAUAACUUGACAUGGGACACUGUGGGCGAGUUUCUAGGCUCAUCCGCUAUAUACGACGACAUUAAGACUUAUUUGUCCAAUGGAUUGUUUCAAGACCUUCCUCCCUUAUCUGAAAUACAGCAGCGCCUAGGUGGAAACGAUCUCCAUGUUGGUCAAACUCUCGACAGUGAAGGAUAUGAAUCAAAUUUCCCGGUAGUCAUGAUUCCGGGUGUUAUUAGUUCAGGCCUUGAAAGUUGGUCAUUACGAAAUUGCUCUCUUCCAUACUUUAGAAAACGCUUAUGGGGGAGUUUUACAAUGAUCAAGGCAAUGCUACUUGAUAAGCAUUGCUGGCUGGAACACUUAAUGCUCGAUAAGGAAACUGGUUUGGAUCCCCCUGGUAUUAAGCUUAGAGCAGCCCAGGGAUUUGAAGCAGCCGACUUUUUCAUCACCGGUUAUUGGAUUUGGAGCAAAAUUAUCGAAAAUUUGGCAGCAAUUGGUUACGAACCGAACAACAUGUUGACUGCUUCUUAUGAUUGGCGUCUUUCAUAUUACAAUCUUGAAGUUCGGGAUAACUACUUUUCGAAGCUGAAGAUGUUCAUUGAACAAAGUAAACGCUCCCAUGGAAAGAAAAUUGUUUUGAUUUCCCAUUCGAUGGGCGCUCAAGUAACAUACUAUUUUCUGAAAUGGGUUGAAACAGAAGGAUAUGGAAAUGGAGGUCCCAAUUGGGUGGAAGAGCACAUUGAAGCCUUAAUUAAUGUUUCGGGAUCAUUGCUUGGCGCACCAAAGACUCUUUCCACAUUGUUGUCAGGCGAAAUGAAAGACACGGCACAAUUGAAUAUGUUCUCCGUCUAUGGUCUUGAGAAAUUCUUUUCUCGUGCUGAGAGAGCCAAGAUGGCCCGUAGUAUGGGGGGUGUUGGCUCCAUGCUUCCCAAAGGUGGAAGCGCCAUUUGGGGAAAUGAAUUUUGGGUAAGUAACUUAUGUCUUCGAUUACUAACCUUACUACUGGCAUUUGAUGAUAAUGGCAAUGAAAAUACAAGAGGCCCUAUGCUCCACACGCGUGACAAUAUUACGCAUGAAUUCGUGAAUCAUACUACGGAGCAAGCUAUUGAUUUUUUGGAGGACAUUUCCGACGAGUAUUUCAGAAAGAUGAUGCAUACAAAUUAUUCGAAUGGUAUUGCAUGGACUGAAGAAGAAGUAAAGAAGAAUAAUGCGGAUCAUCGGAAAUGGGUCAAUCCUUUAGAGACAAGUCUACCUUACGCACCCAGUAUGAAGAUUUAUUGCAUCUAUGGUGUUGGAAAGCCCACGGAGCGUGGUUAUUACUACUUCAAGAAUGAAGAAGGCGAAUAUGUUAUUGACUCUAGUGUUGAUGAUGGAACCGAGAUUGAAAAUGGCGUCGUUUUAGGAGAAGGAGACGGAACGCUUCCGCUUCUUAGUCUUGGAUUUAUGUGUAGAAAAGGUUGGAAACUUCCUCGCUACAAUCCUGCCAACAUCAGCAUUACUACCCAUGAACUUCUUCAUAAACCAGACUCUUUUGACUUGAGAGGCGGCCCGUCUUCAUCCGAACAUGUUGACAUCCUAGGAAACACUGAACUAAACGAAUACAUUCUCAAAAUCGCUGCAGGAAAGGGUCAUGAAAUUGAAAACCAUAUUGUUUCUGACAUUGAUGAGAUAUUGGAUAAAAUAACGGUCUAGAGUUUUCAAGAGAGAACAACGCUGAGAGAAUAAUAUCCUUAAUAAUUUGCAAAAAGAAAAGAAAAUUAUAUUAAACACUUCACGAGAAGUUUUAUGCAAGAAGCAUCUUGGCAGGAUCCUCAAUGAACUCCUUGACAAGCUUUAAGAAGGUGACAGCCUCCCGGCCAUCAACCAAACGAUGGUCAUAAGUCAAAGCCAAGUACAUCAUGGGACGAGGAACGACUUGUCCAUUUACAACAACGGCACGUUCCUUGAUGGCAUGCAAUCCCAACACUGCGGUUUGAGGAAGGUUAAUAAUAGGUGUACCAUACAAAGAACCGAAUACGCCGCCGUUGGAAAUAGUGAAAGUGCCGCCGGCCAUGUCCUCGAUGGUCAAUUUGCCAUUUCUAGCUCUAGAGGACAGCUCGGCAAUGGAGCGUUCGAUUUCGACCAAACUCAAGCUUUCAGCAUUUCUCACAACGGGAGUUACCAAACCCUUAGGAGUAGCAACAGCGACACUAAGGUCACAGUAAUCCCGGUAAACGAUUGUAUCACCACCGUUGGGACCCUCAAUAGAACCGUUAACGGCAGGAAUAGUCUUUGCAGCUUGCGUGCAAGCUUUUGUGAAAAAACUCAUGAAACCCAGCUUGACACCAGUUUCCUUUAAAAUCUCGUCCUUGUACUUUUUACGUAAAGCAAUGACAGCACUCAUAUCACAUUCAUUGAAUGUAGUCAAAGAAGCAGCACGGUUC
Molecule: messenger RNA, 3020 nt
Organism: Schizosaccharomyces japonicus yFS275
Lineage: Eukaryota; Fungi; Ascomycota; Schizosaccharomycetes; Schizosaccharomycetales; Schizosaccharomycetaceae
Product: phospholipid-diacylglycerol acyltransferase Plh1
Exons: 17
Coding region: 379-2289 (636 amino acids)
Biological process (GO): lipid storage; lipid metabolic process; lipid droplet formation
Cellular component (GO): perinuclear endoplasmic reticulum; nuclear inner membrane; cortical endoplasmic reticulum
Molecular function (GO): acyltransferase activity, transferring groups other than amino-acyl groups; phospholipid:diacylglycerol acyltransferase activity
Source: RefSeq, a predicted model, not a curated record